This is a messenger RNA of Boleophthalmus pectinirostris (great blue-spotted mudskipper), 1974 nucleotides long. Its product is annotated as neuronal acetylcholine receptor subunit alpha-10-like. The annotation marks the transcript as partial. Gene Ontology annotation, cellular component: postsynaptic membrane; synapse; neuron projection. Lineage: Eukaryota; Metazoa; Chordata; Actinopteri; Gobiiformes; Gobiidae. The record is from RefSeq and is a predicted model, not a curated record. Gene Ontology annotation, molecular function: transmembrane signaling receptor activity; acetylcholine-gated monoatomic cation-selective channel activity. Gene Ontology annotation, biological process: regulation of membrane potential; monoatomic ion transmembrane transport; signal transduction. The transcript is spliced from 7 exons.
UUACUGGCGGAAAUGGGCUUUGUUUCAGUGUGUCUGGCAGCCAGGGGGCGCUACGCUCAGCAGCUCUUCAGAGACCUGUUUAUGAACUACACCAGCGCCCUGCGUCCUGUCAACAACACCGAAAACGCCAUCAGCGUCACACUGCAGGUCACACUGUCCCAGAUCAUCGACAUGGACGAGAGGAACCAGAUCCUGACCCUGUACCUGUGGGUGCGGCAGGUGUGGAUGGACUCGUUUCUGACCUGGUCCAAAGAUGAUUAUGACGGACUCGACUCCAUCAGCAUCCCGAGCCGCUACGUGUGGAAGCCCGACAUAGUGCUGUACAACAGUGCUGACGAUGAGUUCUCGAGUUCCAUGGAGACGAACGUGGCUCUGCGUAGCGACGGUAAGGUGACGUGGGACCAGCCAAGCAUCACCAAGUCCUCCUGCUCCGUAGACGUGGCGUUCUUCCCCUUCGACCUGCAGCAGUGCGUCCUGACCUUCGGCUCCUGGACUCACAACGGGAACCAGAUGGACCUGAACAUCGAGCUGGACACGGCCGACCUCGCUGACCUCGUCCCCAACGUCGAGUGGCAGGUCCUGGGGAUGCCAGCCAAGAAGAACGUGAUCUUGUACGGCUGCUGUUCGGACCCGUACCCGGACAUCACGUUUACUCUGCAGCUCAAACGCCGCGCCUCCUUCUACAUCUUCAACCUGCUCCUGCCCUGCAUGAUGAUCUCGUUCCUGGCGCCGCUCGGGUUCUAUCUCCCGGCCGAGAGCGGCGAGAAGGUGUCCCUGGGCGUCACCGUGCUGCUGGCGCUCACUGUGUUUCAGCUGCUGGUGGCAGAGAGCAUGCCGCCCUCCGAAAGCGUCCCUCUGAUCGGUAAAUACUACAUAGCGACAAUGACGAUGGUGACAGCGUCGACGGCUCUGACCAUCUUCAUCAUGAACCUUCAUCACUGUGGACCCGAGGCUCGACCUGUCCCACACUGGGUACGAGUCCUGGUCCUGAAGUACCUGAACCGGGUCUGCCUGGUCUAUGAGCUGGGAGAGACCUGCAGCAGAGAGACCGAGGAGAGCCAGGCAGCAGAGGGCGCUCACGGCUGGGACGAUCUCAACGGUUACAAACAUGAUCAAGUUUCAGUGACCAUCAACAAAACAGAAAACUCAAAUCCGAUCUGUGCCCGGCAAGUCCAGAGCCUCACCCAGACCAAUUACACCAAUUUGAGACCUCAAGAAAUCAGGAACAACACGAUCUGCGACAGGAACAGCACAAAAACUGGAUUUAAAGACACAAAUGACACAGAGACCGAGAGGACGGAGAGAGGAGGGACACAAAAUGGAGGACAGGCUUUGGUCAAAAUGGCUGCCACAAAGAUUCAACGACAAGAGGAGGAGGCUAAAGAUGAGGGAAUUACGGAAAGAUCUGGGCGGGAAAAACAAGGAGAGGAACUUCAAGAUGACGGCGAUGUUUUUGAGAAAGUGAAAGUGUUCGAUAACGUGAGUCGCGAGUCAGGAGACGGGAAUGACACGGCGAAUGUGGAAACGGAGAGCGACGAAUCGGCCGCUAAAGCAAAAGUGUCUAGAAAAUCAUCUUCUGAGAGCGGCGCAGGAGGAGUUUGUGAUUCCAGGGAUGGAAUGCAAAUGGAAAACUUGAGAAAAAACAUGGAAUUCGUCGGAAAGAAUGACAAAUUCACAGACGUCACUGAAUUGUCCGGAAGCGCGGGCUGCGUUUGCUGUCACUGCUGCUGCCGCCGCGUCGGUCCGGGGAUUCGUGGCGACGGCUGCGGAUGCCGUCUCCGUGGCGACGCGGCGUGGGGGCGUCUCCGCGGCGACGUGACCUCCAUCGCCGCCUCGUUCCAGGAGCAGAGAGAUGCGCAGACGCUCAUUGGAGACUGGAGAAAAGUGGGCAAAGUUCUGGACAGAGCCCUAAUGUGGAUCUUCUUCAUCAUGGUCUUCAUCAUGAGUGUACUUAUACUUGGAAAGAGUAUUUGA